AUUGUUUUGAAAUGAGUUACAAAGUUCUCACUGGGCUGUUCCAACUCAAGCGAAGUCCAAUCAGAAUACACACAAGAGAGAGAGCAAAACUCAGUGCGCACACUCCACUCGAUUUGUUGAACUCAAGAGCAGAGUAAGUUGAUGAAUGAAAAUUACAGCAAUACAUUCUUGUACGAUCAUGCAAUUGUGGUAUUUUUCAGAUAUUGUGGAACUGUCGUGCGGAACGGUUUAGUUCGUUUGAUAAGCGUUUAAGUAGACGAUAACAUGCGUGUGCGGCUCGUUGGCUGGUGAUUUCAUUUGUGUGUAUUUAUAGUCGAAAGAUAGAAUAUAUAUGUGAAUGCAGCCAUAACAUAUACAGUUAAACGUAUAUACGAAAAGAUAUACAAAAAUGAAUGUCAAAGAAUUAAGCAAAUUUAAUUCUGGUCGACGAACAACAAAAGAAUCAAUUAGCCUAAAUUAGAGCAAGAAAACAAUUUUAAAUAGCGAGCGGAAAUUGAAGUUACUAGUGCAAGAAGAUUUCAGGGGAGAAAAAGAAAAAAUAAUAGGUAAUUCAAGAAAGGUUUGUGUGUUCGUGUUGACGCAGUGAAAGCAAACUUAACUAAACCAAGAAACGAGUAGAAUCAAAGCUUUUGCAAAGCGUUAGCUUUGUGUCGAGUGCUUAAGCCGUGUUGUUAUUGUUGUUACUGUGCACAGUUGUGGAAAUUAAAGAAAAAUAAUUAAGAAAUUGCUGCGGGUCAAAGCAAAAUGAAAUGAAAUGCUGGGGUUAAAACCAGUAAAAAAAAUUAUGGCCAGCAGUUUUUACAAGUGCAAAAUUAAAUAAAGAGUUAAAAUUGGCGUAAAAUAAUUUAAACAAAGUCGUGCAAAAAUCACCCGACUUCAUUUUUAGUGCCGGGUUUAAAUGUGAGUGUGUUUUAAACAAUAGAAAAUAACAACAAAAAAGUGCAGCGCUUAAACCAACGAGUGGCAAUUUAACCUACAAAAAAUUAAAUGAAGAAAUGAAAUUAAAAUUAAAAAAAAUAUUGAGUUAUGGUUUAAAAUAUUGACUGCCGACCCUCUCGUGGUAGUAACUCAAACCAAUUUAAAUGAACUCAAACGAAUAUUAAAUUUUAAAUAAUUUUUGCACAUAAAUAAAUUAUUAUUUUGUGACACCCAAAAGAUUUAAACCAACUUUAAAGUAAACAUAAAUCAAAAUUUCUAAAAUUAUACCCAAAUUUAGUUCAAAACAAUAUCUAAAUAUUACCGAAAUGCCUCAACAAGACAGCGAAGCCCUCCGCGUCUGCGCACUCGCCAUGCCCAUUCCGCCCACCACCACAUCCGCCAGCGACAACAGCGCGGUAGCAAACACAAAAACGCGCCCAAACUUGCCAUUUACUGCCACAAUGUGCUGCAAAGCGUUGCUUUUGUUGUUGUUAUCACUAGGUUGCCUUCUCUCUGCCGUCACCUGUGUACCUGCGCCAGCCACAGCACUAGCUGCUGAGACAACGCCAGCAUUGCGCGCCUCACCACCUUCACCGUCACUCAAUGCUAUGGUCGAUGAUCAGACUUUCUUAGCAUCAAAGCGGCACUUUGAGCGCUCACCAGCUGUGGCAUCUCAAGAAACUGCUGAAACCGCUGCAGCGGCCAACUCAGAUAUUGACGAUGACUAUUAUGACGAGGAGGAGCCUGAAGCCGGAAAUGGUAACCAAAAUACGAGUAGUCGUCAGCGGCGUCAUAAAGAAUUAUCGCCAACCGCUCGCUUUGGUUAUGAUGGCACCAAAAUUAACCCACAACAAUUCUAUACGCAACAAAUGGUAGCGAACGCUUUGGAAGGCAACAUUAACGCUGACACGCAUCUUGCGCUCCCCAAUAAUCAGCAAUCGCCGAUGGCCGCACGAGUGAAUAACGACUUAUCGAUAUGGAGUUUGAUGGAUCAUGCGAGACGCAUGGAUAUUUGUGAUGUGUGUAGCUGCGUUGGUAAUACCUAUGUGGCUGUCACUUGUGAUUAUAACGAACGAAAAUCGAGGACACCGUUGAAUGAGAUUUUCGGACCGAUUUACCGCAUACCAACUACGACGAGAUCAAUUGAAAUUAAAUUAGCACCAAAGACUCAUUUCCGUUUGGAAAAGGAUCUUUUUGUAAAUAAUUCACUUAUGAAUAGUUUCACGAUUGUCGGUACGUACAGUAACGGUGAACAAGUGGAGAUCACAACGGGCGCUUUCCCAGGUGAUGCUGGCACCAUGGGGCCAUAUCCAGAAAUUCUGAUGCAAAAUGUAUUUUCGGUGGUGGUGCGAGAAGGCGCUUUUUCAGGCAAUAAAAAAUUUACUGUACGCAACAGUAACGAUUUAAUUUUGUAUUCAAACGCUUUCAAAAAAGCCGAAAUUAAUGGAAAAUUUUUUGGCGUAGCUGAUUUGCGUAUCGAGGAGAAGGCAUUCAAUUCAGCCGACGCCAAGUUAUACAUCGAGAAUUCACAUAUCGACAAUAUCUAUCGUUUCGAAGCCUCACUACGGGAGAUAAAAUUCAACAAUUGCACCAUUAACACCAUCAAUAGUGGUUCCUUCGAUGUCAAUAACAUCUUAAAUAUUAUAUUCGAAAAUAGCAACAUUGGCGUAAUCAAAUCACGCUCGAUUACGGAAAAGUUGUACAGUAGGCACGUGUCCUUUAUUGGCGGCGUUAUUGGCUACAUUGAGGGCGAAGCCAUACAUGGCAGUGGCAUCGGCGAGCUGAUUUUGCGUAACAACAGUAUUGACACCAUCAACGAGAAUGCCAUACAUGUGAAUACCAUCAAUGCCACCAUCAAAGACAAUCACAUCAAACAUCUCGGUCAGAAUUGGUUGCGUAUCAAGGAAUGGUCGAAUAUUGUGAUUGUGAAAAAUAUUUUUGGUGAUUUCGGUGGCAUUAUAGUGGAGGAAACCAAGGAACCAGUCGAUUGCCGCUUCGAAAGUAACUCCGUAACCAAACCGAAGCCAGGCAGUUUGAAUAUACGAAAUCGUCAUUGCAUAUUGCGUGAGAUCAUUGUCGAUCUCCCAUGUCGCUGCAAUCUCGAGUGGCUGGCCGCAUAUUCUGAACGUGAUUUACGUUCGGAAAUCUAUUGCACGAUCGAUCGAAAAUUGGGUGUAUGUUUCAAUGCGACCACCUUCAAUAUGCAGCGUUACGAGCAUGAAGUGUGUGAUGAAAAGAAGACAACAUUAGAUUGUGGCGCCAAUCGUAAACUCAAGAAGGUGAAUGGUGAAUUCUUUACAAACGAAGAGCUCGAGCGACAGGCUACACAAUUCGUACAUAUUAUCUAUCUCGGCACUGCCAUUGUAUUGGCUGUCGUGCUACUAAUUAUAUUAGUGUUGAUAUUGCGGUGCUUUUGUCAACAGCGUAAGGGCAGUCGUGGUGCUAGCGCGUCACAUCAUCAUCGACAUGAAUUCACACAAGGCGAACGUGAAAUAAUCGUGCGCGCCCAAGAUAUAAUAGAGAAGAGACAUCCACAGAUACAACCACAAAUCAAACGUUUGUGCGACGAACUGUUGCAAACGAAUCGCACCGAGAAGCAAUGCAUUAAAACUAUCACGAAAAUCGAGAAUCUACUAAAUGAAGUGGAACGUUGUCAGGAUCUCAAUGCAUUCUGCAGAGUAUUGGUUCAACAUCUGCAGCCGCAAUCGCAACCGCUGCAACUGACAACGAAUGCCAUCUGCAGGACGGAAAGUUUUACACGUAUACAACGAGAGAAUUACACAGGACCACACUAUGCUGGCUGCAUUGAUACGGCUCACAUAAUAGCCAGCAGAGAGGCGGCGUGUUUAGAGCGCGAGCGUGAACGCGAACGCGAAAGAGAACGGGAACGCAUCAAUGACAUAGACAAUGGACGCAACGCUGAACCGCUUAAUAUACCCAAUGAACCCUUCUACGAAGAGUUGGGUCAACCGUUGCUGCCUGAUUAUGCAUCGCCAGCGGAUGGUCGUGUUUAUGCGACACCACAUGAUCUAGCAAUGGGUAUAAAUGCCGAACUGGAGUAUGCGGAGCCCGUCAAUAAUCGAGCCGACUAUGCACACCGCUUGCCAUCUUAUGCCGUGCCAAUGCCCAACCGACUGCCCACACAACUGUCCAUGAGAGCGCCCACAGCAGCGCCGCGUACCCAUCUACCGCCCAGUAAUUUUAAUAACAAUAAUAAUAGCAACAACAACAAUAACAACUCACACCCCCUAUAUCAAGUUAGCAAAUUAAAUGCAUUACCUACAUACGGCGCUGAUAAUCGACCAGCAUUGCCGCCAUCGAAUGUCAAACGCAAGGCUCACGAUCUCGAAAAUAGACUAAACUUUCAACUGCCCAACGCUGCUGAUCAUCCGCCCAAUAAACAUUUAGUCGCUCCGCCUGUUUACACGGCACCCGAUAUUGCGCACAAGCGACCUAUGCCGACACCGGCCUCUACGUUCGCACGUCUGGCUACGCCCGAAGUGGAUGAGACGGAGAUGGAUAUGCGUGGCGCUAGAGCUUUACCACCCGAUGCGGGCUCGGAUCAUUCGGGUGGGAGUAAUGAAACUGUACUGAUCGACGAUGUUAUCGUGUAUGCGGAUGCCUGAGUGGAAUGAGUGUAAAUAAUAUAAUGCGAUUCUCCUAAAACUAUGCUGUGAUGAAAGUGACAGCAAAAUGUAAAAAAUAUAUUCGUCCAAACUCGCUUUAAGCUGCUGACCUAAUAGCAAACUUUUGAGCGUGAUAUUAUGUCCCAAAAAUUAGUAUACUAAUCAUGCUUCCGUAUAAGUGUUUAGACUUUACGAGGGCAUUAGCACACAUGAUGUUAUUGAGAAGACUAGUCUAAGAGGGUAAACAAUAGCAACUGUGUGGACCAUUUUUUCAUUUAACUAUAUUAAUAUACUCCUAUGUAUAUAUGUACUAAAAAAAUUAUCACAAAGUAUUUAGUGAAAUAUGUAUUUAAGCAGACGAAAGUAUUCUAAUGAGGGAGAAAUAUUGUUUGUCUAUAUAUUUUGUUUACAGGUCGUUAUGUAUCCGUAAGUCUUAAAAUGUGUAAUUAAAACUGUUAAAGAACAUAGUUUUAUAAAAAUUUGGUGAGCGCUUCGUAUUUACUUUUAUAUAAAAAAAACGUUACAACUCAAGAAAGCGAUUAAAAUACUGGCUUUUUAUUUUUCCAUUUA
Messenger RNA from Bactrocera oleae (olive fruit fly), 5114 nucleotides. It is a transcript of the gene be, whose product is annotated as ben. Lineage: Eukaryota; Metazoa; Arthropoda; Insecta; Diptera; Tephritidae. The record is from RefSeq and is a predicted model, not a curated record.